This is a messenger RNA of Choloepus didactylus (southern two-toed sloth), 492 nucleotides long. Its product is annotated as probable ribosome biogenesis protein RLP24. The transcript has a single exon. Bases 1 to 492 code for a protein of 163 amino acids. Gene Ontology annotation, biological process: ribosomal large subunit biogenesis. The record is from RefSeq and is a predicted model, not a curated record. NCBI's taxonomy places the organism in Eukaryota, Metazoa, Chordata, Mammalia, Pilosa, Megalonychidae. Gene Ontology annotation, cellular component: nucleolus.
AUGCAUAUCAAGAAGUGUUAUUUCUGUUCAGGGCCAAUCUAUCCCAGCCAUGGAAUGAUGUUCAUCUGCAACGAUUGUAAGGUGUUCAGAUUCUGUAAAUCCAAAUGUCAUAAAAACUUUAAAAAGAAGCAUAAUCCUUGCAAGGUCAAGUGGACUAAAGCAUUCCAGAAGGCAGCUGGUAAAGAGCUUACAGUGGAUAAUUCAUUUGAAUUUGAAAAAUGUACAAAUGAAUCUGUCAAGUACCAGGGAGAGCUAUGGAAUAAAACUAUUGAUGCAAUGAAGAGAGUUGAAGAAAUUAAACAGAAACACCAAGCUAAAUUUAUAAUGAACAGGUUGAAGAAAAAUAAAGAACUACAGAAAGUUCAGGACAUCAAAGAAGUCAAGCAAAACAUCCAUCUUUUCUGGGCUUCUCUUGCAGGCAAAGGAAAGCAGCUGGAAGAAAAAAAUUUACUGCAAUUACAACAGGGCAUGGACAUGAAAGACAUUUCUUAG